UGUGUCUCUCCUGUAGCCAGAGUAGCUCGCUGAAACCGAUCCACCGCAGUGCCUGGGACAGAUUGAGUGAAAGAGAGAGAGAGUGAGGGAUUUAGAGGAUGGGUAAGGGGGCUUAAGAGAAAUACAGAGAAGCGAGAGAGAGAGAGAGAGAGAGGAGAGAGAGAGAGAGAGAGAGAGCAAAACCCAGCGAGCCUCCUGCUGUGAGCUUUCUUGGCUACUGACGUGUGCGCACGACUCUCGUGGCAGGAUGAGUUCGUGCAGCAGCCGUGCGUUGACCAUCCUGUCCACGGUGUUUGGAGCCUGCGGGCUGCUGCUGGUGGGGGUGGCUGUGUCCACAGACUACUGGCUGAUCAUGGUGGAGGGCAUCAUCCUGCAGCAGAAUCAGAGCAUGGAGGUGAAGAUGGCGCUGCACUCUGGGCUCUGGAGAGUUUGCUUUGUGGCCGGAUCAGAAAAUGGGAGAUGUGUUGCGUCAGAGUACUUCACUGAACCCGAAAUAGAGAUCACCACGGAAAACACUGCAAACAUCCUCAAGAUGGUGCGGACAGCCACGCCCUUCCCCAUGGUGUCGCUGCUUUUUGUAUUCACCGCCUUCGUCAUCAGUAACAUCGGACACAUCCGGCCUCAGCGCACCAUCCUGGCCUUUGUUUCCGGCAUCUUCUUCAUCCUCUCAGGCCUCAGUCUGGUGGUGGGGCUGGUGCUCUACAUCUCCAGCAUUAAUGACGAGGUGAUGAACCGACCCAGAGAGCCCGAGCAGUUCUUCAACUACCACUACGGCUGGUCCUUCGCCUUCGCUGCCUCCUCCUUCUUACUCAAAGAGGGGGCCGGCGUGUUGUCAGUCUAUCUGUUCAUGAAGCGCUACGCAGAGGAGGAGAUGUACCGCCCCCACCCUGCCCUCUACCGCCCCCGUCUGUCCGAGAGCAGUGACUACAGUGGACAGUUCCUCCACCCAGAAUCCUCUUGGCCCCCGCCGAAGCGAGGCCGCAGCACCUCCGAAGCCUCCAGCGACAUCUCCAUCCAGCUCAACCAGGCACCGCCAGCUCCGCCCAAAAGCAACCACCAAAAGGUCGGCCAGGGCAGCCCACCAUCUGGGUCUUCUUCCGCGGGGAGCUACCCACAGUCGAGCGGGUACCCCUCCACCCACACCCUGCCCAGGUCGCACUCCUCACACCCUCAAGGCCAGGCUCUCCCCAUGGCCAUGCCUCCCUCACCUGUACCACCACCUCACUAUCAUGCACACAUGCACAUGAGUGCCUCCCCCUGUUAGGACGAGGGAGACAUGGACUCCUCAUAAUUAUGUAGACUGUACAUUUAGAUGGAUGGACUUUGAGCAUAGAUCACGUGAGAGGGAAGAGGCAGAGGGGAUCAGAUGUAAAAAAGUAAAUAAAAUGUAGCUCUGGAACAAUGAAAUAGAAGAUCGAAGAGAUUUUGCAGAAACUGUGAUGAAAAGAAAUUAAAACAAGAAAAGAGAAGAAAGAAAAAGAGGAAUUUAAGUGAAGGAAAGAAGGGAAAGAGUGUUUCCUAGAAAGACUUUAGCUGUGAGGUUGAGUGACAGAGGAGAUAUAAGGGAGGGAGAGUGAGGCAGGGGCGAGAGGUGCUGCGGUAUAAAACCAAGAUGCUGCAGUGCUGCGGGAAAUUUGUAUGCACACUGAUCACUGAAGACUGAGGAUGCACAUAGUUUUAUACAUCCAUAAUUCAUGCCAAUACAUGGACUAUGCUCCUUUUUACCAAAGGGUAAAUGUGUCAGAAUAUAUUCUUGUCUUCUCCGAAUUUCUUACAUCAUCAAUCCAGUUUCAUAACUUGCAAUGUCAAAGUAGUAUUAUUGAUAUAAAUGACAAAAUCUAAGUUAAAAGUAUAGUAAUUCUUAACUGAGAACACUGUAUGUGAAUGUUGUUAUUAAAUACAGACAGAAGUGGAUGAUACUCUGUGAUAUCAUAAGAUAUAUAAUGGUUUUACAUAUUUGUUUAAGAGACAGAUUUUUAACUUCCUGUACAUAAAACUGCACAUGAAGACUUGUGUAUAGCUGUUGUAAAUUAUGAAUGAAGCUCUGGCACAAGUCCCAUCAAUAAAUGUCAACUCAUUCUGCUUUUAAUGAAGACACUGCAACAGGCCAUUGACAACAAACGAUAACACCACCCUGAAAGCAGCAUGCUGGUUUAAAGGAGGAACCAGCCGGCACUGAUGCAGUGGUUUGAUGCCCCCUACUGGCCACUGAUCUGCACUGACCCUCGACCAGGCCUGACCCGCACUUUGUCGGCUGAUGGUGCAGAAGAGAUGGUUCGGUCCAGAACGUCCAGAAGGGGGAGUGAUGGUGAAUGUUAGGACGAUCAAGGAUACAUGCUUUAAAGACUGAUGAAAGUUUUAUUUUUCAAGAACAGUGUUGUUAAUUGAUCUGAAAAUCUCACAUGACUAAAGUAUGCUUUACAUUUGCACUUAGUGCUCAGAGUUUGACAUCCCUGUUUGUGAAGUUCAGGCACUCAAAGCAGACAAAGCUGCUUUAUUCCAUUCAAGAGUUUCUAGAGUAUCUGAAAAUGAUUUUCUGUGGUAGAAAUGAAAUUAAGCUCUCUUGCAUUUAGGGCUGCAAUUAUUUGCAUUAUCAUGAUUAUUUGCGUUAUUUCUUCUAAUUAUUUGUGAUAUGUCAGAAUAUAAUGAAUUUGCCCCACAAGAAGUCUCACGCCUUCACGUGAGGUAUUCAAAAUGUUUGCUGUAUUAGACCAACUGUGCAAAGAUAAUCAAUACUCAACAUAAAUCACAAAGAAAGACAUCAGAUCAACAAACUUCAGGAACUGGAGCCAGAAAAUAGUUGGCAAGUUUCCUGGAAAAUGACUAAACUGACAAAUCUAUCAGCAAAAUAGUGCUGAUUAAUUUUAGCUGGCAGAGUUUUAUUUAUUAUCUUUUUUUUAUGCUAUUCUAAAUGUUUAGACUUGUACUGUACACUCGUGUUAAAGUUAAAGGUUGAAUCUUGCACAGUAUCUCGAAAAUGAAAAGACGAUCAAAUGCUGCAGCGGGUAUCUGGUGGAUCAGAGUAGCACUUCUUCCAACAAGUUGAUGUAGCAGGUUGCACGACAUUAAAGGAUGUUUAAGCUGAACUUUUCAUGUGCUUUAACCAAUGAUAAAAUACAUUCUCAGAUGCUCUAGAAACUACACAUCCCCUAUGAAAUUACUUUAAAAAACAGUUUUCCCAAAGCUGCAGAGUAACAAGCAGACCCCAUGCAACAUCAAACAUAGCUCAUAUUUUCACUUAGAAAUGUUUUUUUGUAUGUAUUUAAAGCACAUCAUGCACAAAGAUAUGUCAAAAUGAUAUAUCUCAGGAAUGAGGUUUAAACCACAGAGUCAUUGUGUAAUGGCUGGUUUUCAUUAUCACUGUGAUGCUACAGAGAAAGGAACACUGGCGUGGGAUGAAACUCAUAAAGACUUACAGGGUGAAUAUAGCGUGAUGUCGUGCAGAUAUCAUCAUAUUUUCAAGCAGGGUUUUUGUUGAGCAAGCAUGUCUUUUUUUUUAUAACACCACCCUGUUUUUUGUUUAUGCACUCAUAUUUAAGGUGAAGCCCAGUGUAGCUGCAGCCUUUAAUGCUGGCUCUGCAGCUACAAUUAGGGGGUUAAGUGCCUUGCUCAACGGCACCGCGACAGUGGCUGUUGAAGAAGAUUUUUCCAAAUUGAUGGUCAUUGAAACCUGCAUCCACCUCUGUAACUUUCAAACUUCUUCUAACUCAGCGCUACCUUUGUGACUGCUAAAAUUGUUCCGUCUUUUUCUCCCUUUGUAUUACUUUUGUCCGAUAAUCAUUUGGUGCCUCUAAAUCUAGUAUUCUUUUUUUUUCUUUCUCUGCACUUCUUUGUUUUUCCCUAUCUACCCCCAGCUUCUCUCCUUUGUCUCUACAUAGUUACAUAAAAGGUUGUAGCUGCGCUUGUUUCUGCAUAAAGACUAGACUUCUUGCACAUGACCCCCAGCACCACCUUUGUAAAAAAAUGGGCAAAACAAAUGCUUUUUUAAUGCUUCAAUGGAACUGAUGCAGUAUAAUCUUGAGUUAUAUAAUUAAAUAGCGAUGUGAUAAGAUCACUGUUUUUGAAAGUGACGACACCUGUGUCUCACUUUCCUCUAAUCAUAAAUAAAACUUUUCAACAUGU
Messenger RNA from Notolabrus celidotus (New Zealand spotty), 4122 nucleotides. RefSeq names its product calcium channel, voltage-dependent, gamma subunit 7b (gene cacng7b). Gene Ontology annotation, biological process: transmission of nerve impulse; neurotransmitter receptor internalization; positive regulation of synaptic transmission, glutamatergic. Gene Ontology annotation, cellular component: postsynaptic density membrane; AMPA glutamate receptor complex. NCBI's taxonomy places the organism in Eukaryota, Metazoa, Chordata, Actinopteri, Labriformes, Labridae. The transcript is spliced from 6 exons. The coding region runs from base 248 to 1264 and encodes 338 amino acids. The record is from RefSeq and is a predicted model, not a curated record. Gene Ontology annotation, molecular function: voltage-gated calcium channel activity; channel regulator activity.